Molecule: messenger RNA, 6498 nt
Organism: Trypanosoma theileri
Lineage: Eukaryota; Euglenozoa; Kinetoplastea; Trypanosomatida; Trypanosomatidae
Product: multidrug resistance protein
Exons: 1
Coding region: 1-6498 (2165 amino acids)
Biological process (GO): transmembrane transport
Cellular component (GO): membrane
Molecular function (GO): ABC-type transporter activity; ATP hydrolysis activity; ATP binding
Source: RefSeq, a predicted model, not a curated record
AUGCCUUCUUCCAACAAUUCCUCUUUGAAUGCCGCUUCCCGGGAUGAGGAGGAGGAGCGAGAACCUUUCUUUCGCAGUAUAUCAGAAAGAGAAAACGCACCUGUGCAUGUACGCUUUAGUAUAAGAGAAACAUUACGAAGACUUUUAUAUUCGUAUAAAUUACGAUCCAAAUUGAGUAUUGCCCUUUUUAUCGCAUAUCAUCUAUUUCAUAUUGGAGUCAUUAUUAUUAUUCUAUUCUCUCCACUCACAAUUCGAUCACUCUUAUUUCAAACUGUAGAUGAUCUGGAGAUGCCGCUUACUAAAUAUGAUCCAAGUGGAACACGGGUAGCCAGUAUCUGGGAAGUAGAUUCCACUCACUUUACAUGGGGAAGUUCAAAUCAUAAUAAUCCAUUAUUGCAUCUUGACUAUAAAAAUAAAAAAAUAAUGAAUGAACAUAGUGGAGAAUCUUUUUUCACAUGGGAAGCAUCUCCUUUUUCCCUAUUGAUGUAUUAUUAUCUUUAUAUAUUGGCAUCUCUUUUCAUUCUAGUUAUGAUUACAGGAGGUAGAAUCACGGGUCAUUUUGCCUUAUUACAACUUAUAUGCGGUGGAAUGGAAUUGGUGUGGUUUAUUUUACAUGAACCCCCUUCUUUUGCAGUAUUUUUCUGGCUUUCUCAUAUUUCUUCUUUACUUCCUUAUCCAUAUGUACCUUUUAUAAAAAUACAUACCAAUGGAGAAGUUACCUAUCAUGUAUUUAAUUGGACAGCAGUAUCUAGUAAUACAUCCUUAUCUACUUCACAACUACAGUUACGAGAAGAAAUAUAUAUGAUUCCAUACAAUAAUACAUUGGAAACUAUUGUCUUUUACACAACUACUAUUUUUCUGUUUAUUCUCGUCUGUUGUCUGACGGUGAGUUUUCAACGAGUGUUGGAUGCUCUUCUCGGUAUACAGCAACUUGGUGUCCCUGAUGGCUAUAGACGAUGUCCACUUUGUGGAGAGGAGUGGGAAAUUGCUCUUGAAUCAGCAGGAAAAAGUAAAAAGAGAAAUAAUACUAUUGGUAAUGAUAAUACUAAUAAUACUAAUAAUAAUAAUAAUAAUAAUGAGGAUGAUAAUGAUGAGGAAGAAGAGGAAGAGGAAGAGUAUGAACUUAAUGCUACUACGACUAUGGGUCUUCCAAAUAUGACUAUAGCCUUUCCAGCCUCACAUCGACACUUUUCACAACACCGUUGUCGAAAAUUAUUUCAUGAUAAAAAUGGUAGUGAUGGUUUUCUUGAUUCUACAGGUUGGGGAAGUUCUUCCAUGUUGGACCCACUUGCACUAGAUCAUGAUAGUAGUGAUGAUCAUGGGGAUAAUAAUAAUAAUAACGAUGAUGAUGAUGAUGAUGAUGAUAAUAACAAUAUGGGGAAUAAGAAAAAUAACAGUAAGAGGGUAAAAGCUUUAAGGUUUAAAAUCAAUCGUAGUCUUGCUUUCCCACUUUCGUAUGGAACUAUGAACACGACUACGCAACCUGUUGGAGAACGCGUAUUGUAUGAUCCCUUUACGGAUAAACAAGAUGAAUUUCGUCCUGGAAAUGUUUUUCCUUCUCUUGAAGAUGCUGGAUGGAUGGAUCGGGUAACAUAUAGUUGGCUUAAUCCAUUAAUGAGUUUUAGUGUAAUUAAUAGAGAUGUUCUUAGACAUGAACGUUUUCUUCCCUCUUUACCUGAAGAUUUCACCUCUUUACAGAAUAUUGCUACACCAGCAUGGCAGUUGUGGGUAAAUCGUGGACAAUGGUAUGGAAAAAAAAAGAAGGAAAAUAAUAAUAAUAAUACUAAUACUAAUAAUAAUAGUAUUAAUAAUAAUAAUAAUAAUAAUGGCAAUGGUAGUGUAGAUUCUAUUGAGUUUGGUACACACAAUAGUAAUAAUAAUAAUAAUAAUAAUAGUAAUAAUAAUAAUAAUAAUGAUGAUGAUGAUGACAGUUCAGAUGAUAAGACAUUUGCAGCGACAAAUCAACCUCGUGUAUUAACAAGUGCAAAGUUAAGACCCAAACGACCUAAACGUAGUUUCUUGGAAAAUACAGUGCGUUUCUUCGCUACUCCAGUAUAUUGGUUAUUGGGUAAAACAUUUAUGUGUUUUUUUGUUGGCUGCGGAGAAGAUGAAAUACAGGUGAACAAGGAUGAGGAAAUUGAGAAGUUACGAAAAAAACAAGACAAGAGUGAUAAUAAUAAUAAUAAUGAUGAUAAUGAUAAUGAUAAUGAUAAUGCUAUGAGUAGUACCGUUACAAGUGAUGAGACUUCCAUAUCAGAGAAAAUGGAAAAGAAAGUCAAGUUCAAUAGGAAAUCUACAGAUGUUGGACUCUUUACAGUUUUUCUAGAUCAUCGAUGUGGUCGUCGUUUUGUAUAUUCAUGUGUUCCAUUACGUAUUCUUUCAGACUUGUUAAGUCUUUCAAUGCCUAUUAUUAUCUAUUAUCUUGUUACCAUCAUGGAAGGAAAAGAUACCGUAGAUGUGGGAAAUGCACUUCACAUAUGUGGAGUUCUCUUCCUUGUCCUGUUAACUCGAGCUGUAUUACAGCAAGAGUAUAUGAGUCAAUUAUAUCUUUCCUCAUUAGAAGCCGGUACAGCUAUUAAAUCACUUAUAUUAGAAAAAACAUUAGCCUUACCUUUAGCACAACGUACUUUUACAGAAGCUGAAGUUAUUCAUCUCGUUACUGUAGAUGCCCCACGUUGUAGUCAAACGUUACUUCAAUUACAUCAAUAUUGGAGAUGUCCAUGUUUCGCUAUAGCUUCUCUUUAUGUUUUACAUAUAUAUGUAGGAACUAUUUCCACGCUGGCUGCUUUACUUGUUAUGCUUCUUUCUAUUCCAUUACAACGUAUAGCGGGAAGAUAUGUACAUACUGCACAAGAACAACGUACAUCUCGUACUGUAGAUCGUGUGGAACUUGUGGGUGAGGCGGUUACAUCUAUGCGGCAAGUAAAGGCGAUGGGUGUAGAGAAUGUCUAUUUACAUCGUAUUCACAUGGCACGACAACAGGAAACAGAAGGGGAAAUUACAGUGGUUCAGGCAUUAGCAAGAGCAGCAUGUAUGACGGAAGUCUUUGGAAUAUUACUUUCUUCUGUUUGUUAUGCUGUUUAUCAUUUCACUGGUGGUCCACUCACUGUACGAGUGGUGAUUCCAGCACUGGUGGCUUUAAAUCUUCUUCGCAGUGCGGUGAGUGAGUGGUCUGCCGUGAUGACAACAGUCCCAGGUGGAUACACAUCCUUCCGUCGUAUUGAAUCUUAUUUACAACAAACCCCCGAUGAGUUUAUUGGCACUUGGGUGGAUUUAACAGCCGAGUGGUCGCAAAAUCGCGGAACGGUAAUUUGUCAAGGAUCCUCCUUCACUUGGCAAGCCGAUCACACACAGGAAGUGCCCAGACCGAUAUUGCGGGAUGUACAUAUGCAUAUACGCCCUGGUGAACUGGUAGUACUACAGGGACCACUGGGUGCUGGGAAGAGUACAUUGUUGUUGGCCAUACUGGGUGAAGUCAAUCGCUGCGGUGUGGGACUCUCCACUACUACUGCUGCGGCUUCUGCAAUUAAUAUAACAACAACAGAAGUACCCGUUAUGAUUAAUACAACUGGGCCAGUAGAUGAAACCGCAAGUGUACAUUCCGAUGCGGGAUCGGCAAAUGUUUCUAUUACAUCUUCUACAAAUACACGUAUUCGAUGUGUUCGCUUUGAUGGGACACAAUCUUCUUCAGAUGGUUUUUAUGUCUUUGGACGGGCUGUGUAUUGUCCAGAAACUCCAUGGUUGCAGAAUGAUACCAUACGAGCCAAUAUUGUGGCAGAUGAUACUUAUAAUCCACGUUGGUAUCAAACCGUCAUUAAAGCCUGUGCUCUUCAGGAAGAUUUUGAUGCUCUUGAGAAGGGAGAUGACUCUGUAGUAAGUGAUAAAGGAGUACAACUCUCAACCGGACAAAGAGUACGAGUGGCAUUAGCACGGGCUUUAUAUGCACGGGCAGAUGUAUAUGUAUUGGAUAAUGUACUUUCCUCUUUAGAUGCUCCUUUACAAUCUCAUAUUAUUAAACGGGUAUUUCAUGGUCUUUUACGUAAUCGUACUGUUAUCCUUGCAACCCUUGUUGGACUUUCUGAAUUAAAACCGGAUAGAUUGUUUACAGUAUAUAAGGAUGGAAUUGUUGUAGAAGUGGAAUCACCAAAAACGGAAAAUCCAAAUCAGAAAUCCAAACCAAAUAAAAAAAUUGCAAAUCUCUAUGCUGCAGAACGUGAAGAACCAGAAGUGAUUCAUUCAUCCGAUGAUGAUGAUAGUGAUAGUGAUACCGAUAGUGAUAGUGAUGGAGAUUACAAUAAUGAUUUUGGUACUAAUAAUGAUCGUAAGAAAGUCCAUGCUUUAGGGUUUAAUCGUCUCACUCAUAGUAGGACGCAAUUACAUCGUUUUAUAUCACUCAUGGGACCAAGUUUAAUAUGGUUAAUGCUUAGUAAUAUUACACAACACGUAUUACAAGUUGGUAGAGAUGUCUGGCUAAGUCUUUGGAUUUCCACAAGACCAACAAGUCCUACAGUAUUUUUGCUUCUCUACUUUCUUGUAGGAGCGGCGGCAGCAUUAUGUACUAUUCCACGAAUACGUAUGUUUUUCUACGCCGUACGUAAAUCUAUUAAUCAUAUUCAUUUUGUAGCUAUUGAACGUAUGUUUCGUGCCCCAGUAUCCUACUUUGAUGUAAACACAGGUAGUAGUAUAACGACUAUAUUUAGUCGUGAUCAAGAAACUGCAGAUCACAGUGUAGGUGAAUCAUUAGAUGCUAUUACCACAGGAUUACUACAAAUGAUGGCUAUUGCCUUUUUUAAUGCGGUGGUAAAUCCAUGGUUUAUUCUUAUCAUUCCUCUUACUGUAUUUCUUUUCUAUCAUGUUAUUGAACGUUACUUGGCUGUGGCAAGACAAUUACGUCGUUUAGAGAAUAAAUCCGUUCGAGGUCCUGUAACGAUAUUAUGGGAAGUCCUUGAAGGAACGCCAGUAAUUCGAUGUGUGGGAUUGAGAGAUACCAUACGUGAGGAGUACUGCAAGGCAAUGGAUGUUGCCAACACUGCUAGUAUUAUUAGUCACAUGACGAAUUGCUGGGUAAGUUUAAGAUUAGAGUUUAUUACUGUAAUGAUGACAACUACAGCUGCACUGCUUGGGGCUUUAUUCGCUUCUUAUAUAAUGACUCCCGCCUUUGCUGGAGUGGCGGUGGUGUGUUGUUUGCAGACCUCACAAACACUAUCGAGACUCUGUCGGAGUAUUGGGGACUUUCAACUGCAGUUUGUGAGUGUGGAACAGUUGUUUGCACUGCAGAAGGCACCAGAGGAACCUCUUGUCAUUCCAAUUACUACUACAAGUACUACUACGAUGAUAAUAAAAGAAGAAGAAGAAAAUAAGAAUAAUGAUAAUAACGAUAACAAGGAGAAGGAUGGAAUUCAUAAAGUGGAAAUCCAUGUAUCUAUGGAAACAAGCGAUACGGUUCAACAACAACAACCAAAAGAAGAAGAACAACAACAUAAACAUCCAUCUGUUCACAUUGAAGAGGAUAAGAAAAUAGUAAAAAAGAAGAAAAAGAGGGAAGAAAAAGAAAAUGUAAAACAAGAAACAGAAAACAUCUCAUCAUCACCGUUAUUGGAACUUGUAAAUAUCUCUGCAAAGUACCGUGAGUCCUUACCAUAUGCUAUGCAUCAUGUGAAUUUAAGAAUAUAUCCAAAAGAGCGUAUUGGUAUUAUUGGACGCUCUGGGGAUGGAAAGUCCACACUAUUUAAUAUACUCCUGCGGCUUGUGGAUGUGUUGGAGGGGGAUGAAAUUCAAUUGUGUGGAAAUGACACUCGAUCUAUUCCAUAUCCCGCACUGCGACGCCGGUUUAUGUUAGUGCUGCAAGAUCCUCUCAUUGUAAGAGGCACGUGGCGGAGUAAUCUCCUCCUAGGCUCAACAACAACAACAACAACAACAAACACUAUUAGCACUAUUAACACUAUCUCAACAGCUUCUCCUUUCAUCAUACCAACAGGAGAAGAAAGAGAAGUAGAAGAUAUAAAUAGACAUGAUUUCUCAGAUGCGGCACUGUGGGCUGCACUGCGUAGGGUCAAUCUAGACACACUCGCCGCCCAACACGGUGGACUAGACGCCCCACUGCACCAACCACCAUCAUCCGCACAAUAUCAACAACAACAACAACAUUAUCAUUAUCAUUAUCAUUAUCACUGCGGAAAUGUACGGCUUUCAGCGGGUCAACGACAAUUAUUAUGGCUUGCCCGUGCAGUCCUACAUCAACCGGAGAUUUUAUUGCUUGAUGAACUGCAAUUGGCAGCUGCAGCGGCGGAGGUGGAGUCUGUUGUGCAGCGUGUGCUUACGGAGGAUUUGCGGGACUGCACAGUGUUGUUGAUUGCCCAUCAGGUGCAGACAAUAGAGGCGUUGUGUACACGAGUGGCUGUGGUAGAUAAAGGGAGUGUCUCGCAGGUGCUGGAGGUGCGGCCGCAGGCAGCGCAAUGGACAGCAAUGAAGAAGAGACUGGAACGUUUGGUGGAGUGA